CCCGCUGUAGAAAGGGUUGGUGAGUGUUAUUCGCGGUCAUUGGGCUGGAGCCUUUUAUGUCUUCUGCUGGAGGAGGUAGGAGGAGUAGACUUCAGGGGUGGUCCUGCACGCCUGCGACACAUUUCCUGGACUAUAAAUUGAGCACCUGGGAUGGGCAGGGGGCUGACGCUGCCACCUCCACCCUCAGUCACACUCCGACCACUGACCGCACCAGCGCCUUAGGGCAGCAGCUGUCUCCCCCAACCACGAAAACACUGAGCUGCUUCUGGAGCUGGGGACACCACGGAGCAAGAGGCUUUCCACCAGGCCAAGGCUAGACCCAUCAUCCAUCCACCGCCAUCGCGAGUUUCCAGGAGCUGAAGCAUAGCGUUAGACCGGGAGAGAGAGAGAAAGAGAGAGAGAGAGAGAGAGAGAGAGAGAGAGGGAGAGAGAGAGAGAGAGAGAGAGAGAGAGAGAGAGGAGCUGGGAAUCCCGCCUCACCAGCUAGAGCUUGGCGCCAGGCGCGGGCCUCCAAGAGCGCCUGAAGGCGGGCACCCGGUCCUCUCCCCGGCCGCCUACCCUUGUGCUCCAGUGUUUCUCCUGCUCGGCCAUCAUGAUGCAAAUCUGCGACACCUAUAACCAGAAGCACUCUCUUUUUAACGCCAUGAAUCGUUUCAUCGGCGCCGUGAACAACAUGGACCAGACCGUGAUGGUGCCCAGCCUGCUGCGCGACGUGCCCCUGGCCGAGCCCGAGCUAGACAACGAGGUCGGUGUGGAGGUAGGCAGCAGUGGCGGCUGCCUGGAGGAGCGCACCACCCCGGCCCCCAGCCCGGGCAGUGCCAAUGGCAGCUUUUUCGCUCCCUCGAGGGACAUGUACAGCCACUAUGUGCUGCUCAAGUCCAUCCGCAACGACAUCGAGUGGGGAGUCCUGCACCAGCCGCCGCCCCCAGCGGCAGGGAGUGAGGAGAGCAGCCCUUGGAAGUCCAAGGACAUCCUGGUGGGCCUGAGCCACUUGGAGAGCGGGGAAGCUGGCGAGGAAGAUCUGGAGCAGCAGUUCCACUACCAUCUGCGGGGGCUGCACACUGUGCUCUCCAAACUUACCCGCAAAGCCAACAUCCUCACCAACAGAUACAAGCAGGAGAUUGGCUUCAGCAAUUGGGGGCACUGAGGCGGAGCUACCGCUUCUGCCUAGCUACCCUCUUGGGCCUGGUCUUUCACCCUCUCUUUCCUCCAAGCUAUUUUCUUCCUGGUUGUGGGGCGCGAAGGGCAGAUUGCAAAGUUAGGCUGUGUAUGUGGGGGGCUGUGUGUAGCAGAGGGCCUCAUUUGUGAAAGUAGUGGCUGGAGAGGAAGGCUCAAAGACCCCCCCAGAGGGGCCUACUGUAUUGCCUUGGUAAGAGGGACUGGGUUGAUACCCCUCAUUCAGCCUGUGCCUUUCCUGGGGUUUCUUUUCUGUUCUUGUAUGGAGUAAAGGGCCUGAGAAGGGGCCAUGCCAGGGCACUGACACAGGGUUGCCACACUUGGGAGGGUAGCCUCCAGCUGAGUACUGGAGAGGGCGGGUCACAGCCUCCUGGCCAGCCCUGUCAUUGAGCUGGUGGAAGAGGCCCUGGCAUUGGUAGGAUUGCGUCAGUUUUCCUGUUUGCACUAUUUCUUUUUGUAACAGUGGCCCUGUCUUAAGUAUUUCAAGUCUUUUUGCUCUGAAACUUCUGCGAUUCCAUUGUGAUAAGCGCACAAACAGCACUGUCGGUAACCGGUACUACUUUAUUAAUGAUUUUCUGUUACACUGUACAGUAGUCCUGUGGCAACCCAUCCUAUACCUUUCUACACAAUCCCUUCCCCACCCCAGUAUGUGUAAGCUGGCAGUAUGCCAGUUUGUAUGAAGCUAGCCAUUCGGCCAGCGAAAAUAAUAUUAUGAUGGGAAAGUGGAUUUAUCCAAAGUGGAAUCAACUGACAUUCUAUACAUGUUAUACAUAGGAUGAUGACGGAUUCCACGUUGUUAUAUGUCUUAAAUUUAUUUAAAACUUUUUUUUAAUCCAGAUGUAGACUAUAUUCUAAAAAUAAAAAAAAAAAAAACAAAUGUGUUAACUGGACAAGUGUUUGUUGCUCUUUAAUCCAUUUGUGAAUGGCAAAGUCAUUACAUAAAAAGUAUCUUAAUUCAUUUUAGCCAAAGUUAUCUUUUUUCUUGCUGGUAUUUAAAGCUGGUGGAUAUUCAUCUCUGCAAGGUUUACUUUCAAGCUUUAUUUCUAAUUCAGUUCCAAGAUAGCAAAGUUCUAAGCAUAUUGCAAUAAAAAAGUUUGCAAAUAUUUAAAA
Jaculus jaculus (lesser Egyptian jerboa) is the source of this 2286-nucleotide messenger RNA. It is a transcript of the gene Mid1ip1, whose product is annotated as MID1 interacting protein 1. Lineage: Eukaryota; Metazoa; Chordata; Mammalia; Rodentia; Dipodidae. Gene Ontology annotation, cellular component: cytosol. The record is from RefSeq and is a predicted model, not a curated record. The transcript is spliced from 2 exons. Gene Ontology annotation, biological process: regulation of lipid biosynthetic process. Bases 593 to 1147 code for a protein of 184 amino acids.